Anthostomella pinea is the source of this 843-nucleotide messenger RNA. The record is from the annotation of a GenBank genome assembly. Lineage: Eukaryota; Fungi; Ascomycota; Sordariomycetes; Xylariales; Xylariaceae.
AUGGCUGCACCUCUGACGGUAGAGGACCAGGCGCGCUACACCGAUAUCAUCGAUGGCAUUCUAGCUACUGCCGACCUGGAGACCGUCACCCGCAAGAAGAUCCGCAUGGGCCUUGAAACUGCUUUGGGAGGGAAGGACCUGAGCAAGCAGAAGACCGCAAUCAAGGCUCUCAUCGAAGAGCGGUUUGACGCGGUAUCUACAACCGCUCCACCAUCCUCGUCUACAGUUGUGAAGCAGGAAGCAACGUCCAGCCACUCGACCCCGAAGGGGCAAGCCAACGAAGACCACAACGAUGACGUGAAGGACGAGGCAGAUGGUGACGAGAUCAAGGUCUCAGUACAGCCACAGAAGAAGAAGCCGCGAAAAGAGAAGGGUACAGGUACAGAAGAUGCUGAUGCCAAGCUGGCAGCUCUCCUUCAGGCAGAAGAAAACCAGAGAACACGUGCAACGCGAGGAGGGGGCGCCAAAGCUGCGCCGAAAAAGAAGAAGGCUGCGCCCCGCAAGAAGAGCGAGAAGAGAGUUCGGCCAGAGGAUGACAGUGAUCUAGAAGAGACCGAUGGAUCGAGCCCCAAGAAGCGCAAGGCUGGCAGAGGCUUUCAGAAGCCCUUCAACCUGAGUUACCAGCUAGCAGAGCUCUGCGGUGAGCCCCAGCUCUCUCGUCCCCAGGUGGUCAAACGGCUGUGGGCUCACAUCAAGGGCAAUGACCUUCAAGAUCCCAGCGACAAGCGACAGAUCCGAUGUGAUGACGCAAUGCAGGCCGUCUUCAAGAUCGCCAGGGUCGACAUGUUCCAGAUGAACAAGCUGGUGGGCGAUCACCUAUACCCCGUCGAGGAAGAGCAAUAG